AUGAUUCACCUUCUUUUUAGUUGGACGAAUAUACUUUGGGGAGGCAUUCUUGCCGCGGCUCUUCUCGGGGCAAAGAAGUACACUGGGAUGACGAGGAGCGAGCAGGAAGAGUUCGAGAAGUCGCUGGGUAAACUCCGAGGUGUUCACACCCCAACCAUCAUCGUGGGUGUCUGGCUGGCGCUACGAUGCCUGCACGCGCUGGGUCUGCUGCUUGUAUUGGAGCUGCUGCUCGUGCUUGGUGUGGUGUGCUACCUCCACCGGACCGAGUCCCGGCGGGCCGCCAUGAGGGUUCAUCAGGCCCACUGGAUGCUGCAAAACACGGAAAGUUUGAAGGAUAUUUUGGGCGCUGACCUACCAGAGUGGUUGAAGUACCCGAACGUGAGUCGGGUGCAGUGGCUCAACACAUUGAUAACUGGUAUGUGGACUUCAAUUGCCUCCGCGACGCAGACGUCUAUUCGUCAAGCUCUGGUGCCGCUACUAGAGGCGAAUAAACCCUCCUUCAUAUCUGGGCUCGUCCUCAAGGAGUUGUCUCUAGGCGCGAAUCCCAUCGUUGUUCAUGGAAUUCAGCAUUACCCGAGCGAUGGCAAUGCCUCCGUAGUUGACGUGACACUUUCCUGGGACAGUGACAUGGAUGUACACCUGCACGUAAAAAUACCAGGACCCGAUAUGCAUAUUUAUAUCCGACGAUUUGAACUAAACAUGCAGGUUCGUUGUGUACUCUCGCCUCACAUUCCCCAAUGGCCCUGUUUUGGGCGCUAUCCAUCUCAAUCAUGA
Messenger RNA from Trypanosoma conorhini, 774 nucleotides. Its product is annotated as calcium-dependent lipid binding protein. Gene Ontology annotation, molecular function: lipid binding. Bases 1 to 774 code for a protein of 257 amino acids. The transcript has a single exon. Gene Ontology annotation, cellular component: endoplasmic reticulum. NCBI's taxonomy places the organism in Eukaryota, Euglenozoa, Kinetoplastea, Trypanosomatida, Trypanosomatidae. The record is from RefSeq and is a predicted model, not a curated record.